Mesocestoides corti is the source of this 642-nucleotide messenger RNA. The record is from the annotation of a GenBank genome assembly. Lineage: Eukaryota; Metazoa; Platyhelminthes; Cestoda; Cyclophyllidea; Mesocestoididae.
ACAGAACUGCCUCUCCGUUUAGCACUUGCAAUUCUUGAUGUGAUUGAGAAAACUCCUGAGAAUAGACCCUAUGAUUUGCUGAAACCCACGGUGAUUACGCGGAUGAAUCAAAUCUACGAAAGCCGUGUACGACGAAUUUUUUCCAGGUUAUCGUCGGAACUGUUAGCACACAUGCGGCGCGAAGUUGAGGGCAGGCAGAUUGGUGACAUGGAACUGCGUCUAGUGUAUUCCAAGUGCAUGCCGGCAAAGGUAAGGGCCCAUAUUGAGGGUUUUACUUUUAAAGCACCACUUUACGAGUUGGCCAAUUUCGCUGAUGAAAUGCUCAGGAAGUUACGGGCAGAGGAAAAAGCGGCCAGACAAUCAACGAGAUGGGAGGCGAUAAGCGUUAUCAAUUCGACUACGACUGAAAUUUCGGAAUUGGUCAAGAAGAUAUUCAACACGCGCCGACGCCGCAACCAUCAAUCCGCUUCCGACUCUGCCUCGGUCACCGACGACACGUCAGCAAGCGAGGAAGGCCAACUCACACACACACACACACUCAACCUCACUAACUCGAAACACAACACCCACCUCUUUAGCUUUACCCUCACCAACACCCACAACUCUCAUCAACCGCUACCCCGUCUCACCUCCAGCUCCUGA